AGCCAAGCUGCCGUCAACAAUGGCCAAGAGAGCGCCGACUGGGAAUCUCCGCGACGACGCGGCCCCGCGACCUCCUUCCGACCCUUUGCACCCACCCUUAAGCAAUGGCAAUCGAUCGAUGACCAUCCGCGGUCUCCAGGAGAACCUGGCCUUGGAGGCCCCUGAGCCUCCAAGGAAGAGGUUACGACUGUCUGGCCACACGUGGAAAUCGGCCGAUGACAUUCCCCCAUGGGUGAACUCCAUCCUGGAGACCUGUCUUGUCGACCAGGUGUUCCCCCACAUCGACGCCGAAAUAUCAAAGUUGCCUUGCGACACGGUUGACGGGCACAAGCUGGCAACAGAGGUUAUUGGCGCGAUCACCGGGGACGACUUCACUGCGGAGUUCAAACGGUGUGACGGGCGGAUAUCCACUGAAUUCGAGAGAAACCUCGCGGAGCGCGUGCGGAGACUGGUUUUGAACUGGUCGAGGCUUCCGGGCUUCCAACAUAGGCCGCCUGCGCCUCCACCCCCUUCUCGAAGGGCAGAAACGGAUCGAAGACCUUCUGAGACUCGCGUCCCACUACCAAAGCUCUCGCAAAAAGGUCAUGUCGAGACAAGACAAGCCACCCGACCAGCUUCGAGCCAUCCGGCUUCCCAGCCGACGGCAAAUGGGCGGGUCACGCCAAACCGCCUAUCUCCAAUCCUCAUCUCGUCACCCACAACACCCACACCUAUCCUGAUCUCGUCGUCCACACCUAGUCCAGAACCGCCAAACGGCGAUGCUCAUACUGCGACACGUCGAGCUAUAAUUUCCAGAGACACCGGCCCAAAGCCGCACGCGGUUGCGGGGCUGUACGUUGAGCUUCAGCCAGAUACCGCUUCAGAAGAUGAGAGUGGAGACUCAGAAGAUGAGAGCGGAUCCGUUGAAGGACCACGGUCCGCGCCAUCUAUGUCACCACGAACACCGCCCCCGACCAUGCGAAGCCGGAAGCCACGGCCCCAGCACAGCGCAACUUCCCCCAAGAACUUCCGGUCAAGGGCGCAUGCUCUGGCAUGGCGGGAGGACGUACAUGGCGGAAACAAAAGCUUGGAGAGGGAUACACGAACGUCUGACCGACCUCGAUGGUUCUCUCUGGAUCGGCGGCCUUACCUUCGGGGGUCUGAUAGAAGGGAUAUAUGUCAGGGGGCUCGCCAGUUCGUCAGACUCGAUCCGUCUGCCCUUCGCGAGCCACUCGUCUUCCACGUUGAUUUCACAGCUGAAGAAAAGCAGUGCAUACACCAGGCUGCCCGGAAAUUGCUGGGCCUUCCACCUCAAGGGAGCAGGAGAGAUACAGAAAGGGAGUUGCUCAGGCUUAUGAAACGGAACGGCCCUGCAGCUCUACCUAAACUUUUUGCUGAACUUAGUCGGGGAACCUCGGUCAAAGGCAGGGCUAGAGCCGAUGUCGAGGCUUUCCUUUCUGACCUAAGGGACCGAGAUACUUCGAGGAACUUGGGCAUUCUCUCCCUGGAGCGGGAUGACUACGACCGGCAGGGCUCGCUUGCCCGCCAGAGUCGCGUGCAUUCCCUACUCUUGGCGAGGGAGGUGGCAGGCCACCGUAGCUAUGGCUCUAUGAGACGCCUAGAGCAUUUCACUAACGAGUUCAAGAUUUGCAGAGAGGAUGGCCUGGAACUACGUGCUGAAUGGACCAAUUGUGCUGGAGAUAUUGCCACGAUCACCUGGGUCUCCAACGAUGGCUUCCUCUGCGGCACGACAGAGCACUCGGACUCGCAUAACCAGCAGUACAACAAGCCCGGUAACCUUGUUUUAGGCUCGUGCAGUCGAGGGACAUUGCGAGCAUAUCCCGAUCACCGGAUUGUGCGGCCCGUGGUGCGGAAGGGUGAGAAUUCGACGGACGCAAUGAGACAGAGCCAGGAUCAUUGGCUGUACGCGUCGGUGGUUUCGUCGGAUUACGACCCGGUGCAUGACCGAGCCUUUACUUCCGGCUUUGAUCGCACCGUGAAGAUCUGGAGGGCUGAGAAGUCUGGCGUCUCGAUGGCUCUGCUUGGGACGUGGUUGCAUGAGGGCAACGUCAACUUCGUGGUCACUUCUAAGCACGCGACCGGCAUGGUUGCUACGGCUGCUGAUGUUCCUGCGGCCGCUGUUCGUAUAUAUCACGUAAACGAAGGCGACAUUUCGAACAGCAUAUUCCGCUCAUACUCCUGCUCCCGGGUUGUUGACCUUGACGGAAACGUCGUUCCCACAGAUAAGUGGGCAUAUUUCCCAGCCACCAUUCAGUGGGGCCACUCCCCGGAAGUCAGGCACUUGCUCUUGGUUGGCUAUUCCCCGAGAAGCCUUACCUCGGAUGAUAAUGACAUCCCGGAGGAUAGACGCGAUUCUGGAGAGAUUUGCCUGUGGGACGGCCUGACCGGAGAACGAUGGAGAAUAAUGACAGUAACAACACAGAACGUCUUCGAGGUGCUGUGGCAUCCGUCCCAGCCCAGCUUCAUAGCCGCGACCUCGCCACAGGGGCUGGAGCUCGAGGACCGCGUCCGCACCCAAAUCAGGGUCUUCCGCAUAUCUAACAACUCCGAAUUCGGUGGCAAGGCGUUUACCGCCGUCCAGACCCUCGACUGUACCGCCGUUGACAUUAAUGAACUCACUAUCAGGCCAAACAGCUUUACGUACUGCUAUAUCACGGCAGGGUGCACUGACGGCAAGACAUACCUGUGGGAUACCGCACGGGGAGACAAACCAAUCCAUAUCCUCAGCCACGGUGAUCCUGUGGAAGAGUUCAGCGGCGACAGAGAGAAAGAAGACUCGGGCGUCAAGUUCACCGCCUGGGGAAAUACCCCAGACCGGUUCUACACUGGCUCAUCCGACGGUGUGGUCAAGGUCUGGAAUGUGAGGUCGGGCCGCAAGCCACUCGUUCGCGAUAUACUCGAGGUCCCGGCACCAGUCUCAUAUGGCCAGUUCUCCCCGGAUCGCUCCAAGCUGGUCAUAGGGGACGCAAGUGGACGGGUCUUCCUCCUGUCGAUUGAUGAAGAGGACCAGAAGCCAGCGGCAAUUACGAAUGUGCAACUGCCCGGCACGCAGAUAUCAAAGAACGCACGACGGCCAAAACUCAUCAUUCCCCAUCCGGAGCCCGAGCCACCGGCAGUGGAUGCAGAAGGGAAUCCACUUGAUUCCACGACCGGUCGGGGCAGGGCCCGGGCCUAUCUGGCGAAGGGACAGCUUGUGCUCCAUCGCAACCCAACCGUGGGUGCAAUCCAGGGCCCUAACUACGCCGAAACAGGCUUGUUCCGCAGGGAAGCGCAUAAUAACGAUGAGCCUACCAGGCCUCUCCUGGCGCGUAUCGAUAUACAGCAGCAGGAAUCGGUCAAGAUGUACCCACAGCGGCGGAGGGACAUGUUCAUUCCCAUGCGGGGGCUAAAGGACCCUGCCCAAGCGGAGGGCUUGCAUAUCAAGAAUCUCAGCUCCGACCUAGACAUCGCUAGUCUUCCGGAAGAGACUAGGCUUGAGCUGCAGAUGGCGCGAGUAGAUCUUGAUGACAUCGGAGUGCUGUAUGACUUUGGCUGGGAGGAUACGGUAGCAGAGUCGGAGACAUGAUAUGACGCGUCUUGUGUACUUUUAAUACUACAUGUGGGGAAAUGUUUAUACCUAACACUCUGAUGAUGCCUCUGCCAUCUGAUUUCAGGUGAUUAUCGUAGCUGAUGCAUGUUUAUACCCAAG
This is a messenger RNA of Phialemonium atrogriseum, 3688 nucleotides long. Its product is annotated as WD40 repeat-like protein. The record is from RefSeq and is a predicted model, not a curated record. Gene Ontology annotation, biological process: TOR signaling; regulation of actin cytoskeleton organization. Lineage: Eukaryota; Fungi; Ascomycota; Sordariomycetes; Cephalothecales; Cephalothecaceae. The transcript is spliced from 5 exons. Gene Ontology annotation, molecular function: protein binding. Gene Ontology annotation, cellular component: TORC1 complex; TORC2 complex. The coding region runs from base 20 to 3565 and encodes 1181 amino acids.